Molecule: messenger RNA, 3117 nt
Organism: Grus americana (Whooping crane)
Lineage: Eukaryota; Metazoa; Chordata; Aves; Gruiformes; Gruidae
Gene: PEX5
Product: peroxisomal biogenesis factor 5
Exons: 14
Coding region: 382-2202 (606 amino acids)
Biological process (GO): protein import into peroxisome matrix, docking
Cellular component (GO): cytosol; peroxisomal membrane
Molecular function (GO): protein binding
Source: RefSeq, a predicted model, not a curated record
GGGCGGAGGGAGCCGGGGCGGUGGGGCUCUUCCUGGUCAUGGCAGCUGUGCCCGCCCGGGCUGCGCUCGGCCGCGCUGGGAGCCGGCGGGGGAGCUGGCGCCGUGGUGGCAUGCCUCUGAGUCCGGCCCCCGCCCCUGCGGGCUCGGGGCCUCCCUGCUCGGGCAGGCGGAGGGAACAGCCGGCCUCACCCCGCAUUCUCCCGGGCCCGCAGGGGCGAGAGGGCUGGUGGGUGGUCGCUGGCUCAGGGCCCGGCGCCGGUCGGCUCUGGCAGCCGGUCGCUCUGCCUGGCGUUCACCCGGUGUCUGUGCCGUCCUGGGGCCAGGUGCAGGCCCGGUGGGGUUUGGCGCCGACCUUCUCUCCCUCCCUCCCUGCCUGGCGCCAUGGCCAUGAGGGAGCUGGUGGAACCGGAGUGCGGGGGCUCCAACCCCCUCAUGAAGCUGGCCGGCCACUUCACCCAGGACAAAGCCUUGCGGCAGGAAGGACUUCAGGGCCCGCUGGCCUGGCCCCCUGGGGCUCCCGGAGCUGCAGCCGUAUCAAAACCACUGGGAGUGGCCACUGAAGAUGAGCUGGUUGGAGAGUUCCUGCAAGAGCAGAAUGCCCCUCUACUGUCCCGUGCACCCCAGACCUUUAAGAUGGAUGACCUGUUGGCCGAGAUGCAAGAGAUUGAACAAUCAAGCUUCCGACAGGCCCCUCAGCGAGCUCCAGGUGUGGCAGCCCUGGCACUGUCUGAAAACUGGACCCAGGAAUUCUUGGCUGCAGCAGAUAGUGCUGGUGAUGUCUCUUCAGAUUACAAUGAGGCUGACUGGUCACAGGAGUUCAUUGCUGAAGUGACAGAUCCGCUGUCUGUGUCUCCUGCCAAGUGGGCAGAAGAAUACCUAGAGCAGUCAGAGGAGAAACUGUGGCUUGGGGUAUCAGAAGACCAGUCUUUGGCAGAUAAAUGGUAUGAGGAAUAUCAACCUGAGGAUGAUCUUAAGAAAACUGUUAGUGAUUUCCUCUCUAAAGUGGAUGAUCCAAAACUCAAGAAUUCUGAGGGGGCAUCCGAUGCCUGGGUGGAUCAAUUUGCGCGAUCUGGGAACAUGUCAACUCUUGAUACGGAAUUUGAGCAGGCAAAGACUGCUGUAGAGUCAGAUGUGGACUUCUGGGACAAACUUCAGGCAGAAUGGGAGGAGAUGGCCAAGAGAGAUGCAGAGGCUCACCCUUGGCUCUCUGAUUAUGAAGACCUCAGCUCCUCAUCAUAUGACAAGGGUUACCAGUUUGAGGAAGAUAAUCCCAUGAGAGAUCACCCGGAUGCAUUUGAAGAGGGGCGGAAACGCUUGGAGGAAGGUGACCUCCCCAAUGCUGUCUUGCUCUUUGAGGCUGCAGUGCAACAGAAGCCAGAUCAUAUGGAGGCCUGGCAAUAUCUGGGAACCACCCAAGCAGAGAAUGAACAGGAGCUCUUGGCAAUCAGUGCCCUCAGACAGUGUUUGGAACUGCAGCCUGGGAACCUAACGGCACUUAUGGCUUUAGCGGUCAGCUUCACCAAUGAGUCCUUGCAGAAGCAGGCAUGCGAGACUCUGCGGGACUGGCUACGCCAUAAAGCAGACUAUGCCCACCUGCUGGAGAAGGAACCAGAGGACAGUGUCUCAGGGACAAACCUGGGGCCUUCCAAGCGUGUCCUCGGUUCCCUGCUUUCAGACUCGCUGUUCAUAGAGGUGAAAGAGCUGUUCUUAGCAGCUGUGCGCAGCAACCCCUCAACUGUGGAUCCUGAUGUUCAGUGUGGCCUGGGUGUCCUUUUCAACCUUAGUGGCGAGUAUGAGAAGGCUGUGGAUUGCUUCAGUGCCGCACUCAGUGUGCGCCCCAAUGACCAUCUUCUAUGGAACAAGCUCGGUGCCACCCUGGCCAAUGGGAAUCGGAGUGAGGAAGCUGUGGCUGCAUAUCGUCAGGCGCUGGAGCUCCAGCCAGGAUACAUCCGCUCUCGCUACAACUUGGGCAUCAGCUGCAUUAACUUAGGCGCCCACCGCGAGGCUGUGGAGCACUUCUUAGAGGCUUUGCACAUGCAGCAGAAGAGCCGAGGUCCACGGGGACAGCAAGGUGCUAUGUCUGACAACAUCUGGAGCACCCUCCGCAUGGCCCUCUCCAUGCUGGGACAGAGUGAUCUGUAUGGGGCAGCUGAUGCCCAUGAUCUCCCCACACUGCUUCAGGCAUUUGGCCUCCAGCAGUGACUCUGGGAUGAGCUUCCCUGUGAGUGCAGGGCUCGCCCCGCCCAGCAGUGAUCUUCCUUAGAGAGAAAAUGUUCACUAGGGUUCACACAUACUUUUGCUCUGGUAGGGCAGAUCACUGGCAACUGUUUUUUCAAGGACCUCCCGCUGAAGUGUGCGACUUCCCCUACCUGUCCGUUGUGGCCUGAGCAUCUCUGAGCAGUUCAUGUUACCGCCUCCAUGACUGACUGACACUCUGCUGUGGUAGGCAGAUGAUCAAAGAGGGGAAGACAGCGACAUCCAGCCCUCUUGCCAGACUGCGUUCACAGUAAUGCCCAGCUCGGCUAUGAGAGGUUACAAUAGCCAUUCUGCAGAGACUGCCUGCUGCUGAAUGUCUCGAAUGCAGGUUGCUCUGGUGGGGUGGGGUUGCCAUUUGGUGAAAGGGUGAAAAAUUCUGGGUUUUGAGCAUGCUUCCCCCAUGUAUGUGCUUGCAUGUGUGUAUAUGUGGGUUGCUAGGGAAAACUGGGGCAGCCGUCCCCUUUUCUGGGUACUGGUAACUUUGUGGUACAGCCAGAUGCUACUUUCUCAGUAUCUCUUCAUAAUUCUUCUGAGAGCAGAGUAUUAUACUUAUGCUAGGGACACAGGUGGAGGCCCUUAGCCUGUCAUGGUAAGAGGAGAUCCCAGAGUUCAGACUUGGGGGAAUGUGAUAGGAACAAGUGUCUAAAAUGUAACCUCCCCUCCCAGAAUUAUGGUAGGGAAAGGGUCAAGUCUUAAUUUUCACUUGAUGGUCUGUCACUGUCUUCUGUGCAGAAGUUCCCCAUCUUGUCUGUAACUGAAUCUUGUUAAUUAUAAAUAUCUGUAUAUGAUUCUAUUGGGGAAAAUGUUUUUAAUUGUAAAGUAUUUUGUAUAAUAAAGGGGGGAGAAUUAAAAUUGCCAAAA